Messenger RNA from Lasiodiplodia theobromae, 738 nucleotides. Its product is annotated as Short-chain dehydrogenase/reductase SDR. The transcript has 3 exons. The record is from RefSeq and is a predicted model, not a curated record. NCBI's taxonomy places the organism in Eukaryota, Fungi, Ascomycota, Dothideomycetes, Botryosphaeriales, Botryosphaeriaceae. The coding region runs from base 1 to 738 and encodes 245 amino acids.
AUGUCGAAGCUUGUAGCCGUCAUCGCAGGCGUGGGGCCAGGCACGGGCGGCGCGGUAGCCCGCAAGUUUGCGUCACUCUACCCGGUCGUGCUGCUGGCACGUAAUCCGGACAACUAUGACAGCCUCGUCAAGGACAUUAACGGCGCCGGCGGCAAGGCCAUCGGCAUCUCGACCGACAUUGCCGACGCCAAGAGCGUGAAGGCCGCCUUCGACAAGAUCGGGAGUGAGUUUGGCGGUGAUUACGCGCUGGCUGCCGCCAUCUUCAACGCCAGCGGACGCUUCGUGCGCAAGCCGUUUCUCGAGCUGAGCGAGGAUGAGUUCAACGCCGGGCUCGACGUGUCGGGCAAGGGCGCCUUCCUGUUCGCACAGGCGACGCUGCCGCGGCUGGUCAGCGCGGCGCCCCACUCCAAGCACCCGCCCUCGCUCAUCUUUACUGGCGCCACGGCCUCUGUCAAGGCCAAUGCACAGAUGGCGUCGUUUGCCACGGGCAAGUGGGCCUUGAGAGCCCUGUCGCAGAGCUUGGCCAAGGAGUUUGGCCCGCAGGGCGUGCACGUCAGUCACGCCAUCAUCGACGGCGUCAUUGACAUUCCCAGGACGAAGGAGUAUUUAAAGGAUGCGCCGCCGGAUGCAAAGAUCAGUGCUGAUGGGAUUGCGGAUGCCUAUUGGCACCUUCACACACAGCCCAGAACUACCCUCACGUGGGAGAUCGAUAUCAGACCAUAUGUGGAGAAAUGGUAG